Messenger RNA from Zea mays, 3772 nucleotides. RefSeq lists its product as uncharacterized. Gene Ontology annotation, molecular function: AMP kinase activity; ATP binding. Bases 62 to 1552 code for a protein of 496 amino acids. The record is from RefSeq and is a predicted model, not a curated record. NCBI's taxonomy places the organism in Eukaryota, Viridiplantae, Streptophyta, Magnoliopsida, Poales, Poaceae. Gene Ontology annotation, biological process: nucleobase-containing compound metabolic process. The transcript is spliced from 21 exons.
GUGUUUUCCGUCCACACAACGCACGCGAGGUCCAUCGCUCCUCCUCUCCGUCACCGAGAAAAUGUCGGUCUCCUCCCCGGCCAUGGCCUCGCCCCCUCUCGCCGCGCCCGGCACUCACCGCGGCCCCUGCUUCUCGACCCUCUGCCGCUUACCGUCGCCUUCCUGCUACCCGCCUCUUUCGGCUUCCUCCUCACCGGCUAUCUCCACCGUCUCCGCAUUCGCUGUCCUCAAACACAAGCCCAGAGUUCGUAACUACGUUUCAGGUCUGGGACUAAGGUGCCAGGCCGCGGAGGAGGCACCACCGCCGGCGCGGGGUAAGACUUCGCUCAAGGUGAUGAUUUCGGGAGCUCCCGCCUCGGGAAAAGGAACGCAAUGCCGCAUGAUCGUCGAGAAGUAUGGUUUAGUUCACAUAUCAACUGGUGAUCUUCUGCGAGCUGAAGUAUCUUCUGGCACAGAAAUUGGCAAGAAAGCAAAAGAAUACAUGGACAAUGGAAAGCUUGUGCCGGACCAAGUUGUGACAGAUAUGGUGGUAUCACGACUGUCACAACCGGAUAUACAAGAAAGAGGGUGGCUUCUUGAUGGUUACCCAAGGAGCUUCAGUCAAGCACAACACCUUGAAAAUUUGAAAAUAAGACCGAAUAUAUUCAUUGUGCUAGAAGUUCCUGAUGAUGUUCUAAUCGACAGAUGUGUUGGAAGACGGCUGGAUCCUGUGACUGGCAAGAUUUACCAUUUAAAAAACUACCCCCCGGAGAAUGAGGAGAUUUCUGCCCGACUUAUUACACGUUCUGAUGACACAUUUGAGAAGGUUAAAUCACGUCUUGAUACGUACAAGCAAAAUUCUGAAGCUAUUCUUCCUACAUACUCUGAUUUGCUUAAUAAGAUUGAUGGAAACUGCCCAGCCGAAGUUGUUUUUCAGGCGAUAGAUUUCCUGUUACAGAAGAUCUGUGAGAACACUUCAGCGAGCAAGUUGACCAAAACAAAUGGAAAACGACCAGAUUCUGCGGAUACAGGUUCAAAAAAUGAGUGGCGUGGAAUUCCAACGAGGUUGAAUAACAUUCCACAUUCUAGGGAAAUUAGGGAAUACUUCUACAACGACGUGUUAAAAGCUACAAAACUUGCUAUUGAAGAUAAAAAGACUCGGUUGCAGAUAGAUAUCAAUAUUCCUGAACUUAACCCUGAAAUGGAUGUUUACCGCAUAGGAACCCUCAUGGAACUUGUAAGAGAACUUUCUCUAUCCUUUGCAGAUGAUGGGAAACGUGUCAAGGUCUGUGUUCAAGGCUCCAUGGGGCAAGGUGCAUUUGCUGGCAUCCCACUUCAACUGGCAGGAACCAGAAAAAUUUUGGAAUUCAUGGACUGGGGUGACUAUGGGGCGAAGGGCACCUUCAUUAAUAUUGGAGCAGUAGGUGCGCAGGGCGUGCAGAUCGUGACGACGGGGAGCGCAGGGGCGCCAGCGUUGCUUGGGAAGAUGGGUCUGCCGUGGGGGAGUCCAGGCAUGCUACAGAUGAGCACAGGCGCGCCGUGGGGUAGAGCAAACCACCGUCGUCGUUGCUGAUGGGGAGGCCGGUGGUCACCAUGACCGCAGGGCCGGUGCUGGGGAGGGCAGGGCCACAACGGGGCCUGUGGGUCCGACGAAGAAGGCCUACUGGGGACGUUGUUACUGUUGAAUCCCCCCGUUCCCCAGGCCAGGCCACAUGGUGAUGUGACUGAUCUAGGGGUUGUAGGAGGGCCAGGCGGGAGCGGGUGCCUGUUCGGCUUGGGUGCGCUGCGUCUAGAGGGAAGCAUCGCCAAGGUUGACCAUGGAGCAGAUUAGAGCUGCUAGGGGGCCUGGCGGCUAUGCUAGGAAGGAAAACGAAAACGAUAGGGAAAAUCUAGGUCUCUAGAUACAUACCAUGACAGAAUGAGCUGCCAGAUAUUGGAUUAAUGGUAGAGGUACAAGGGGGUAUAAUAUAUAGGCAUGGAUUGUCUAAGGUUUAUAGAAAGCAUGCAAUCAAUAGAAAUCCUUGCAUAAUCUAAAGCACCCAAUCAAUGAAGAUCUUUGUGUAAUCUAUGAUUUGUUCUCGAAAGCGUAGGAGAGCUACACAUCAUAUAUAUAAAGAAGAAAAAGGUCUAAAAUAGGCCAAUACAAAAAACUGGAAAAAAAACAGUGGCCAAGACCAGCUCAUGGCGGCCGAAAGCAACAAAACAUAAAAACAUCCAACAUUACAGCUAGGAGAGACUAAAUCCGCGGCAACUACCAUAAACAUCAAGGCACAUAUGGCAGACAUGAUCAAUCUAAUUACAUAGUCUAACACUACUAUGUACUAAUUAUUGCUCAAAAGAUAACAUACGAUAUACACAUUUUUGUUCUUUUCUUCUCAUCUUUGUUUGUUUGGGAUUCCUACGGAAGGGCCUCUAGCUGUGUUGGUUAGGUGGUCCGAGUAGCACUCCUCAGAUCCUGGGUUGGACUCCCCGUGGAAGCGAAUUUUAGGCUGUGGUUAAAAAAUGUCCUCGUUUGUCCCAUGCCAAAGCACAGGUCUAAGGCCCAGCUCCGGCCGUGGUCGUUCUCACAUGGACUACGGUGCCGCUGUGUACGCGUGGGGCUUAUGGCGUAGCUUUAGCGUCGCUAAAGCGAUAAGGCGAGCGUGGAGGCAUAAGGCGUCUUGUCGCCUUGCCUGCGAGAGUAAGGGCGGCAGCGCGUGUCGCAUAUCUCCCGCCGGCGGCGCGCAGGGAGGAGAGCUAUGGAGAGGGAGAAGCUGCUGCUAUCGGCUAAGGGACAAUCUGCUGCUAGCAGCUGAGAAGGUGCUAGAGAUGUUGACAAAGAAGAUGAUAUGUUUGUCCUCAUUGCUCCACAAAAUGCUGUUGGAAACUGCAUAAUUGAUGAUAUGAGAGCUAUGACUGAUGCUGCUGGUGAUAGACCUGUGAUUCUUGUAAAUCCUCGCCUAAAGGAUAUGCCUGCAUCAAGUGGUGUUAUGCAAACAAUGGGAAGGGAUAUUAGGCUGAAGUAUGCUGCAUCAUUUGAGACAUGCUAUUCAUUCCGUCUUCUCUACUACGCUGGUUCAUUCUAUCCUAUUAUGGGAGCUUUAAGGAUGGCUUAUCCAAAUAAAUAUGAGAUUUAUCGAAGGGUUGACACUCUCAAUGGAAAAGAGAACUAUAUUCUUAUAGCUGAAUUCACGAACAAGCCAACUCCUGAUGAGAUCACCAGUGCUUUCAAAGGACAAAAAAGGGAAGAAAAGGCAUCUUCUGGAUUCUGGGGUUUCUUAAGUGGUUUAUUUUAAGUCAAGCGAUCUGCUGUACGGCGAUGCAAUCCUCCUUGUAUAUUUUUAUCUGAUAAUGGAUGUAAUAUGGUUCGGAAAAUAUCCGUUCGGAUCAGGAUUCGAAGAUGGUGAACACUGGUUCAGAUGGAAUUUUCGGAUAUCCGGACUUUUUUCGGAUAACGGAUACGAAUACGAAUAUUUUGUUCGGAUAUCGAAUUCGAAUACAAUAUGUCUGAUAUUCGUCGGAUAUCGAAUAUCUGGAUAUUUUCUCGGAUAAAUCUUCUCGGAUAUCCGGAUAUCUUAUCUGGAUAGCUGUGUGCAUUUUGUUGAUUGUUUGUAGAAAGAAAUUAAUAAUACACAAAUAGCCUCAAAAAUUCAUGAAAAUUUAUGGAGGCAUACCAUAUGUCCACAUAUAAUCCUCCAAAAUAUUUGGACCAUAAAAUCCACAAUAUUGUAGUGUUUCUUUCAUUUCACUUUCACUUGUGUGAAUUACAUGAGAAAUCACUCUAAUUAUCCAAGUUCACUUUAUCAUUUUCAUA